UAUUGUAUCAAUGGACUCAACACAAGCCAAUAAUACAUUCAAUCAAACAUUAUCCACUGCAAACCCCAAUCUUUCAUACAAAACAUGUCUUGCUGCAACGGGAAAUGUGGCUGCGGCUCUAGCUGCUCGUGCGGCAGCAGCUGUAAUGGAUGUGGGAUGUACGCUGAUGUUGAGAAGGCCAGCAGUGUGAGCAGCCUCAUCCAGGGCGUUGCACCAAUGAAGAACAGCUUUGAGGGAGGAGCUGAGAAGGCAACAGAGGGAGGACAUGCAUGCAAGUGCGGAGAUAACUGCAAAUGCAACCCUUGCAACUGUUGACCAAACAAACUAAUAACUAUGUUGUCGUGUGUGAGUUUAAUAAUAUAAUAAGGUGGCAGCAGGCAAUUCUUGGAAUUGUGUGGUGUCUGGUGCCUCUUAAUUAUCUGAUGUUUGUAUCUUUCAUUCUGAUGUGUUACGUUUGGGUUAUUGGGUAUUGAAAUUGUGCGAGGGAGAUUGAAAUGUAUUGAAACAAAUUAUAUUAUCAAUCAAUUCCCAAUAUACCUCAUAUGUUUCUACGUA
Molecule: messenger RNA, 555 nt
Organism: Ipomoea nil (Japanese morning glory)
Lineage: Eukaryota; Viridiplantae; Streptophyta; Magnoliopsida; Solanales; Convolvulaceae
Product: metallothionein-like protein type 2
Exons: 3
Coding region: 85-315 (76 amino acids)
Molecular function (GO): metal ion binding
Source: RefSeq, a predicted model, not a curated record